AUGGCCCUAUUACUAAAAUGUCAAAAGAUGAAGGACUAUAACAAAAAGAGGCAGGAGUGGCUGAAAAAUGGUCAUGGCAAAUUCACUGAUCUGGCUGACGAAAAGAAGUUCUUCGCAAUGACCAAGAAAUCUCCGAAUUUUGUGUGCCAUUUCUACGAGAAAAACAACGAGCAAAGCAAGAUUGUGGACAAACAUCUCAGGAUCCUGACUCCCGAACACGUGGAAGCCAAAUUUUGUCGAUUGAACUGCGAAAAGGCGCCUUUUCUCACCAAACGACUGCGCUUGACGGAGUUGCCCACAAUUCUCCUGGUGAAGGACGGCAAGAUCAAUGACUUUAUCGUCGGGUUCACCGAUCUUGGCAAUCGCAGCGACUUUACCACAGAGAUGAUGGAACGGCGAAUCGGAGUGUCUGGGAUCAUCGAAUACAAAGGCAACCUUAAGCAGCCUCCGAAUGGAAAGAAUACCACAAACCAAAAGCAAACAGUCAAUCGCUCGAAAAAAACAAAACGAGGCGGCCAAGAACCCCAGAAAUGAUCUGCAUUUCAAAUACAUGUUUAGCUCUGUAUAGGAAAAUUAUUUAAAUUAUAGAAAAAUAAAUUUAAGAUAAUUUAAGCAUACUAGAAGA
Messenger RNA from Drosophila ficusphila, 625 nucleotides. RefSeq names its product thioredoxin domain-containing protein 9-like. Gene Ontology annotation, biological process: microtubule cytoskeleton organization. The record is from RefSeq and is a predicted model, not a curated record. The coding region runs from base 1 to 534 and encodes 177 amino acids. NCBI's taxonomy places the organism in Eukaryota, Metazoa, Arthropoda, Insecta, Diptera, Drosophilidae. The transcript has 2 exons. Gene Ontology annotation, cellular component: cytoplasm.